This is a messenger RNA of Ostreococcus tauri, 1743 nucleotides long. RefSeq names its product Forkhead-associated (FHA) domain. The record is from RefSeq and is a predicted model, not a curated record. The transcript is spliced from 2 exons. NCBI's taxonomy places the organism in Eukaryota, Viridiplantae, Chlorophyta, Mamiellophyceae, Mamiellales, Bathycoccaceae. The coding region runs from base 1 to 1743 and encodes 580 amino acids. Gene Ontology annotation, molecular function: protein binding.
AUGGGUAUCAAGGAAGGCUUGUCCGAGCUUUGGGACGACUUAAUGUCUUACCGGACGCUCAAGGUCGUAAAGAUCAGCGACAAGCGAUUGGCCUACGUUCACAAAACUCUCAUGGCGGCUAUUCUUUGCUACGCGUUAAUCUCUGUGAUCGGAGCUCACACAUACAUGCUUAAGGAAAAGCCCCGUGUGUACAUGUCAACCACCAUAAAUGAUACCGUCAGAGAUCUCAGCGUUACCGACGCCACAACGCUGGAGCAACUUUACUGCAACUCGUCAUUUGCAAACUUUGUGGGUGACUCAUUGGUUCCAGAGGGGGCGUACUUAAAUAACAAAUGCGUCACUUACAUACCAAGCUCACAAAUUGUUGAAACGAACGACGCGGCAACGUUUGUUGCGACGCACAUACGAUCAAGAGCAUUCACGAGGUGGUGCGAAAACAAUGUGACAAAAGUCGGCUGCAGUAUUAAAUAUAAUCCCGACGAGAAUCAGUUUCCACUCGAUCCGGAUAAUCUAAUUUUACAAUUCCGCCCACGUUUUGUCACGAGUUGGGGGUAUAACGGGUAUCCGUCAGAAGUCAUCGUCUACGAUUCUGCAUUCACGGCCUUCAAAACGUUCCUCACCACGAACACGAAUAGUACGGAAAAAUAUCCUAUCAUGUACCUGCACGAAGUUCUUCGCCUGGCAGGAAUCGGACUUGAUGACAGGAACGAAUUAGAUGUCUCAACUAGCUUUUCCGCGGAGUUUCCAAUUUACCGUUUGACGGGUGUGCGCUUGAGCGUUGAGUUGACCUUUAGCAAUUUCCGCCCCAUGUCACAUUUCAAGCCGUUUGAUUUCACGCCGCAAGCGACGAUGAGCAUACAGCUAAACAGCAAAGGAAGCUUUGUGACGAGUUUGGACACAGUUCACUUUUCUGGGCGAGCUGAAGAUAUUUCAGAAAGCGGAACUAUCAUGGAGUAUAGAGGAGUGCAGUUGGAGUAUGGCGCAAAGGGAUUGAUGGGUAAAGCUGAUCCAUACACGGCUAUGAUGGCAAUCAUGAGCUGUUUUAUCAUGGUCUCAGUUGCAACAACUGUAGUUGAUAUCAUAGGCGCUUUUAUAUAUGACUCGUUCAAGGAUGACAAAAUAGAAGAUGACGGCGAGCGACAACACUUAGAGCACAUGAUUUUAAACUUAGAGACUGUUGGGGUUCCAUUUGGACAUGACGAUUUGCAGAUUCUUCCGAAUGUGUCAAUGAAGGAGUUUCUACAGUUGCUUCAGCGCGACAUUGUGAAGUUGAAUGCUUUGGCCCAUCACAUGAGCCGCGACCUCGCCGCGGCUGGAUUGAAUCAGCACACCAUGUCCAUUCAGCAAACAUCAAAACAGGCAGGUGGGAUGAAGUAUAAGUGUCGACUCAUCGCACCAGAUAGAACGGAUAUUUAUCUCACUGGAGGACCGCAAACUAUCGGACGUGGUCACGGAGGUUGUGACUCAAAGCGCAUUUCCCACAAGCAGUUGAGCAUAGUGGCGAAUAUACAGACAGGCGUUGCGUUGGUCAAGGGUCUGCACACGAAGAACGUGUCGGGAGUGGCACUGGCAGGUGGUGCCUGGCAGACGCUAGGCCCCAACGAUGAAGCUGAACUUGAGGCCGGUGAUAUGAUCACACUGCUUUUAGACCAAAACGAAGAUGAGACAAGCGCAGACGGUGUUUUCAUUUACGUUGUCGAAAAGUUAGAGGAGUUGCAGAAUAAGAGCUGGUUCAGCUUUUAA